AUGGCCCGACGGCAGCUGCGGCAGAUGUUUCUGUUCAUGCUGGUCAUGUUCAGCCACACAUGCCUGUUUGUGUCAGAGCCGACCGUCCCCCAAAGGCUUUGGCAGUUGGUGGCUGCCUUGCCACCGCUGAACACGCAGGCUGCCAUGGCAGUUCCGGCAACCGUAGUGGGACAGCAAACCGCACAAGACCUGGCGCUCCCAGAGAAAGUCAUCAACACCAUCUAUGGGUUUCUCGGCGUCAUUGCGACAGCGUUGUUGGGGAACAUCCUGAGCUUCGUCACCAGCCGCGUCAAGGAGAAUAGUGCGACCCAAGCAACAGCAUUGAAGACGGAAGUCACAAUAUUGAAGUCAGAAGUUCAAGAUCUCCGGAAAUCAGUUGAGGGCAUCAAAGAGAAGAUGGUUACCAAAGCCGAUGUCAUGACGAAGACGGAUACGGCUUUUGUCGUUGUGCUGUUCGGCCUUGGGAUGCUACUGAAUUCCGUUUCUGUUACUGUGAAGUCGUGA
Symbiodinium necroappetens is the source of this 504-nucleotide messenger RNA. Lineage: Eukaryota; Dinophyceae; Suessiales; Symbiodiniaceae. The record is from the annotation of a GenBank genome assembly.